CGCUCCCGCCCCAUCCUCUUCCCUCCCUCCCCGUCUCCUUCCUGCCGCCUCACCCGGCCCGCCCGUCCGCCUUUCCCGUCUGGGGCCGCACGCUGGGCGGCUCGGGCCGGCCGUGGGACCGUGAUCACACCCUUUCCAGAAAUUCUUGGCUGGUAACCGGGAAGCAAGAGCUGGGAGAACUGGAGAAAACCGCUUGAAUCUGACUUGACGCUGGCUGGAAGCUGACGCUGCGUGGUAAUAGCCAACUUUGGCAAAGCGCCUUCAGAGGCUCGUCCAGCUUCUCGUUUGUGGGAGUCACUGGAGUGAGUCACCUGAAGACGCCAUCCUCGUGUCAUCCCGCUCAUGCCUUAGGCUCUGGAGACACCGGUUCUAGAUUCUACCAGAAUUAAGGCUUUUCUUGGACCCAUGCUCCAGCCUGGACCCCCAUGAGUGGGUGGAAAGCACUCAUGCCUACAACCCAGCGCCCAGCUGGCCACACUGACGCAGGAUGCUCCAACAGGAUUAUUGCCACAGUUCAGGCUCUGCUGCCCGAGGCGGGGAGUCCCUCCGGGAAGACCUGCAGGAGUUCCUGGGUGGGGAGGCCCCACUGCACCAGCUCGAUGACCUCACCAAGGUGAAUCCUGUGACACUGGAGACAGUCCUGAGGUGUCUGCAGGCCCGGUACACAGCUGACACAUUCUACACCAAUGCUGGCUGCACCCUGGUGGCUCUGAACCCCUUCAAGCCGGUCCCUCAGCUCUACUCUCCGGAACUGAUGAGAGAGUACCACGCUGCUCCUCAGCCCCAGAAACUGAAGCCUCACAUCUUCACUGUGGGCGAACAGACCUACCGGAACGUGAAGAGCCUGAUCGAGCCGGUCAACCAGUCUAUCAUCGUUAGUGGGGAGAGCGGUGCUGGAAAGACAUGGACGUCCCGCUGCCUGAUGAAGUUCUACACAGUGGUGGCCACCUCACCCACAUCUCAGGAGAGCCACAGGAUUGCCGAGAGGAUCGAGCAGCGCAUCCUGAACUCCAACCCUGUCAUGGAAGCCUUUGGGAACGCGUGCACCCUGAGGAAUAACAACAGCAGCCGCUUUGGGAAGUUCAUCCAGCUCCAGCUGAACAGGGCCCACCAGAUGACCGGAGCGGCCGUCCAGACCUACCUCCUAGAGAAAACCCGAGUGGCCUGCCAGGCCUCUAGCGAGAGAAACUUCCACAUCUUCUACCAGAUGUGCAAAGGAGCCAGCGCCAGGGAGAGGCUCCAGUGGCACCUCCCCGAGGGAGCGGCCUUCUCGUGGCUGCCCAACUCUGAGUGGAACCUGGAAGAGGACUCCUUCGAGGUGACAAGAGAGGCCAUGCUUCAUCUGGGCAUUGAUGUCCCCACCCAGGAAAACAUCUUUAAGAUCCUCGCUGGACUGCUGCACCUCGGCAACGUGCUCUUUGCUGACUCAGACGACGAAGCCCAGCCCUGCCCGCUGAGGCCCGAUGCCCAGUGCUCCCUCGGCACCUCAGCCUCCCUGCUGCUGCUCCCGGAAGAGCCCCUGCUGGACACUCUGCGGAUCCGACCCAUUCGGGCCGGCCGGCAGCAGCAGGUGGUCCGGAAGCCCUGCUCCCAGGCCGAGUGUGACACCCGCAGGGACUGUCUGGCGAAGCUGGUCUACGCAAGGCUCUUCGACUGGCUGGUGUCGGUGAUCAACAGCAGCAUCUGCGCAGACCCCGGCUCCUGGACCUCGUUCAUAGGCCUGCUGGAUGUGUACGGCUUCGAGUCUUUUCCUGACAACAGCCUGGAGCAGCUGUGCAUCAACUACGCGAACGAGAAGCUGCAGCAGCAUUUCGUGGGGCACUACCUGAGGGCGCAGCAGGAGGAGUACGCAGUAGAGGGCCUGGAGUGGACCUUUGUCGACUACCAGGACAACCAGACCUGCUUGGACCUCAUCGAGGGGGCCCCCAUCAGUAUCUGCUCCCUCAUAAAUGAGGAAUGCCGCCUGAACCGGCCGAGCAGCGCGGCCCAGCUGCAGACACGCAUCGAGAGCACCCUGGCGGGCAGCCCGUGCCUGGGCCACAACAAGCUGAGCCCGGAGCCCAGCUUCAUCGUGGUGCACUACGCAGGGCCCGUGCAGUACCACACGGCCGGCCUGGUGGAGAAGAACAAGGACCCUGUCCCCCCAGAGCUGAUGGGGCUCCUGAAGCAGUCCCAGGACCCUCUGUUCCAAGUGCUGUUUCCUGCUGACCUGGAAGAGAAGCCCCAGGAGGUGUCCUCUGGCCAGAGCAGGGCACCUGUGUUAACGGUGGUGUCCAAGUUCAAGGCCUCCCUGGAGCAGCUGCUGCAGGUCCUGCAAAGCACCACCCCUCACUACAUUCGCUGCAUCAAGCCCAACAGCCAGGGCCGGGCAGAGACCUUCCUGCGGGAGGAGGUCCUGGGCCAGCUGAAGGCCUGUGGCCUGGUGGAGACCAUCCACAUCAGCGCUGCCGGCUUCCCCAUCCGGGUCUCACACCGGAACUUUGUGGAGCGGUACAAACUGCUGAGAAGGCUCCGUCCUCGACCCCCCCUCGGCCCCCGGAACCCCUCUGAAGGGCUUACAGAGCCCUCUCCACAGGUUGAGGACGCCAUGCUGCAGCCUCUUCUCCACGACAUCCUGUCAGCCCUGCCAGCUCUGGCUCGAGACGCAGCUGAGGGCCCCCAAGUCCCCGUGCGCUGUGGCAGGACCAAGGUGUUCAUGACCGACUCCCUGUUGGAGCUUCUGGAACACUGGCGGGCCCGUGUGCUGGAGCAGUGCGCCCGCUGCAUCCAGGGUGGCUGGAGGCGGUACCGGCGCCGGCAGCGGGAGCGGCAGAGGCGGGCAGCCACGCUCAUCCAGGCAGCCUUCCGUUCCUGGCGAACUCGGAAACACAUCCAGAGACUGCACGAGGCCGCCACGGUCAUCAAGCGUGCCUGGCGGAGGCAGAGAGUCCAGAUGGCCUCCCUGGCUUCUGAGCUGGAUGGUGUGGAAGAAAAGCACGCCCCUCCCACAGCUACCGGCUCCCAGGACUCCUUCCCGCUGCCCAAGAUGCACCCCAAGCACUGGAGGGCGAUCAUUCGCCUCUGGCCCAUGGGACUGGUCCUGGUCAAUGCCACCGGCGGCAUCCUCGGCUUUCAGAGGGAGCUGGUGGUCUGGGCCUGCCUCCAGCUCCCCCUGCCCGACACCACAAGCUGCACCCCCCGCAGAGCGCAAGAACAGGGAGGCAUCACGUCCAUCCGCGCACUGCCGCAGGGCUCCGUCAAGUUCCACUGCCGCCGGUCUCCGCUGCACUACGCCGACAUCUGCCCUGCGCCUCCGCCCGACAGUGUUACUGGUUUUAAUCAGAUCCUGCUGGAAAGACAGGGACUGGGCCACGUGUGAGCGCUUCUCACCUUCCACCCUCCUCUGGCUGGGCGAUCCUUGGGGCCUUUGUUCCUGAGGCCCCUCCUGCCAGCGGCCUUGCCAAAAACACCGAGCUGCCAGCGACUCCCAGGCACUCCCAGGGUGGCUGAGGCACGGGGAGAGCAGCAGCGCCUGUCUGCGGGGGCUCCAGCCUACACCUUCUGCACUGACGGGUCAGCAAAAAGAACUCAAGGGGCUGGCGUGCGCUUCCGUGGGGUGCUGGAAGCUCAGGCUGGGAAACCCAGGACCAUACGGUCCCCUGAGUGCGGCCAAGAGUGACUCACCCCCAACACUAAGCCAGAAGUAGCCCCUGGGCACUGCCAGGUGAGGCAGGCCCCCAACAAUACCUCAGGGUAACUUAAAACUUCCGCAUUUUCCUGCCUUCAGAGGUGGCACUCAAACAGGACCGAGUUUGUCCAUCACCGGUGGCCUGUCCACCCCACCAAGAGCACAGG
Messenger RNA from Sorex araneus (European shrew), 3834 nucleotides. RefSeq names its product myosin XIX (gene MYO19). Lineage: Eukaryota; Metazoa; Chordata; Mammalia; Eulipotyphla; Soricidae. Gene Ontology annotation, biological process: vesicle transport along actin filament; actin filament organization. The record is from RefSeq and is a predicted model, not a curated record. Bases 488 to 3358 code for a protein of 956 amino acids. The transcript is spliced from 26 exons. Gene Ontology annotation, molecular function: microfilament motor activity; actin filament binding; ATP binding. Gene Ontology annotation, cellular component: vesicle; myosin complex; cytoplasm.